Plasmodium inui San Antonio 1 is the source of this 10992-nucleotide messenger RNA. RefSeq lists its product as hypothetical. The record is from RefSeq and is a predicted model, not a curated record. The transcript has 3 exons. The coding region runs from base 1 to 10992 and encodes 3663 amino acids. NCBI's taxonomy places the organism in Eukaryota, Apicomplexa, Aconoidasida, Haemosporida, Plasmodiidae.
AUGGAUAGAAUCCUGUUGAAAUACAUUUUUGACGAACUUUGCACGAGUUUCAACAAAAAGGAAAUAACCUCCCAUAGUAAAAAAAAAGAGGGCACUGAUAACAACAGUCAUAAUCAAGUUAACUACUGCAUAACGCUGCAGGAGUUAUUCGAAAAUUUGGAGAGAAAUAAAAAUGUGCCCAUGGAUGUGUACAUGAAGAGAGAAGUGCUUCGAAUUCUGUACUACUGCAAAGAUGUAAGCAUAUCACGACAAGGAAAGGAGGUAGCCGAGCCUGGGGAACCUGGCAAGCCCCUGGCAGACAAUUGUAGAGUCUAUCUAGAUCAAUACAACAACCAUGUUGAAUCCCCCCCGGAAGAAGACCCAAAUAUCAUCCUAAACACAGCCAGUCAAUUCAGUCUUUACAUAAACAACAUCUACAUAUACAACAAGCACAAUCUGUUUUACUACGAAAGAAUCAGAGAGUGCAAAGAGAAAAUAUUGAUCCUGUUGUAUAUUAUUUCCGGGAAGUACAACGGACUAAUUCAAAGCUCUCUGGCGAAGUACCUCAACAUCGAUGUCAAGAUGGUGCACUAUCACCUAAAAGUUCUAUUCCAGUAUUUGCUAAUAAAAAAAAUAAGCAUGAACAUAAGCAAUUUGGAGGAAACCCUAGAUUAUUGCAACCACAACAUGCAUAGUAGCAGCAGCAACAACAACACCAUAAAGUUAAACCCGUCCUACAUCCUAUACUUUAACAUCUAUUUUAUAUAUAAUUUGCUGCCCAUAUUUAUAAAGAACGUGUUAUACUCUCAGAACGUCCUUUCGAUAAAUAAAAUUAUUCUGCACCUCCUAAACAAAUUCAUUAUAAUACCACAGAAAAUAUUAUCCCUCAUAUUUUUCAAACUGCUAAUUGUGUACAACCCAUACUAUUAUAUACAAAUUAAAAAGGCGCUGAAGAUAUUCAACUCCAUUUUGUCCCACCUAAUUCGGAGAAAAAAAAUAAUAAUGUGCAAAAUUAAAAUCCAUUCAUCGUACGAAAAUUGCUAUUUAAAUUAUGAAAAUAAAGAUAAAAUAAAUUACGACAAUAUUAUUAACUUUCUAGUUUUGUUUUACCACAACUACGAUUACCUCAUCAAGUUUAUAAACAAAUCUUGCUACUUGAUGUGCGAAGAUUAUGUCCAGAAAAUUGAAUUCAAAAAUGAGUUCUUCAGUAGUGACGUUACCAAAGCGGGUGCGUGGGAUCAAUUGGGGAUACACCUAAAAAGGGGGGACACCUCCACCCAGUCGGCACAGAACCUCCGCGUGCAGAGUGGCCUCCACGGGAUGUUCAAACACUCGGAAGGUUACAAGACACGGAGAACGGUAUGCCCCUUAACAAACCAUAGUGCACCAAAUGCAGAUCCAUUCCCCAUGAGUCACUUCCCCCCGCGUGUCUACCCAAACGAAACAACUAUCGACGCCCCACAAAGCAGGGACAGCACCUUGGAGGACGAGGAAAACAUCUUCAUGAAUGAGAAAAAUUGCAAUUUGCAAAUAAACGAGUUCAAAAAUUACAUGGAUUUAAACAUCCACCAUAGACUUAACGACACGGACUAUUACUCUAGCUCACAUAACGGGAAAGAAGAAUCAAGCGAAUCGGAGUUUUCCUUUCUUUAUGCAAAUAAAAAAGCUGAAGAUUUGCCGAAAGAAACCGAAGAAAUUAACAAACCGAUUCAAGAUGGAAAGAAAAGAUCGUCGUCCUCGCAAUCGUCUGCCUCUUCCACCUUAGACAGCGAUUCGGAUAACAACACCUACACCAACCACUCUGUUAAGAAUAAAAACUUGUUCUUAAACCACCUCUCACUGUACAAUAAAAUUAAGUACCUAAUUAUGAGCAAAGGGAUAAGGGGAAUGACAACCAAGGAAAUAUCACAAGUACUUCUGAUGUCCAUUAAAAAAACGAACACCUUUCUUAGCAAGCUCGUUCGAAACAAAGAAGUUGUAAAAAUACCAGAAAGGAAGGACAAAAGCUUUAUGUACCGAUUUAUUGACAAUUACAUUUACCAAUAUGUGCAGAAGAGGCCGCAGGCCCUUGUUUACAAGAGUAAUCAAACGUUACAAGGCGUAGUAAAAAAUGACGAGGCAGCUCCGGGGGGGGGAGACCAUUCAAUGAGAGGUGAAAUUAUUCUAGAUGAUCUAUCGUUAAAAGGGAACAGAAAUUUUCUUCCCAUUAACCAAAUGAUGAGCACCUUGCUUGAUCAAAAAAGAAGUGCCCUCCCAACAGAUGACCACACCGUAAGUAUCAACCAACCAAACGAAAAAUUCAACAGUAACAACAUUGCGCAGGAAAACAUUAGUCACAUACAAUUUAACAAAUUAAACGAGUCCUUAAAUGUGCUAAACUAUAUCAACACUGUGAACGAAAUAGACAUAAACGUGCUGACCUACAUCAUACCGAAGCAGAAGGACUCAGUGGACAAUUUCGGCAACUAUAAAGAUUUUUUUGACCAUUAUGUGCAGAACUUCAAAACUUUUGAAGAUAAAUAUGAUUUAUACACGUGCAGUUUUCACUUCUUCUACUACUUAAAAUUUGUUCUGAAACGGGACAUGAGUCAUUCCAGCCCAAAAUGCAGCACUGAAAAGGUGAAGAAGCAGAAGAGUCAAGGUGCCAUUCUAAAAGAAUCGACAAACGAUGAAACGUGCGCAAUGCGUGAAGAUGACCCCGCCUUGAAUAAGGUAGACUCAUCCGAAAAACACAUCAAUUUUAUUAAAUACUUCAUGGAAGAUACAACCAAGUUAAAAAGUAACCUCUUUAUUAAGAGACUGUUCAUUUUUUGCCACUUCCUGCUUAGUUCUAAGGUGACUACAUUUCGGUAUCUUCAAGAUCUAUUUAUCACCAUAGAGAACAAUGGAAGAACAAUUGACAGAAAAUCCGUUCAAAGGCUUUUUAAUUACUCCACAAAAAUUAAUGCCUUUUUUAAAAAGUACACCCUUCUUAACAGCAAAACGGUUAAGUACUACUUCUACGAUUCGAAUGUCCUAUCCGAAAAGCAGUCCAACGAUUUGUAUGCAAAAAUUCAACAGGACUAUGCCAUUUCGUCGUACAAACACACGAAUUCUAAUGAUAAAACGAAUAAAGAGAAAACAGAAUAUUAUAACAUAUCCAGUGGUGACAUCAUCAGUAAGAAAUUUAAAUACACCGCUAAUAUUUUCACCGAGAAAGAGAAAAGUGCUAGCCAUUCUGCGCAGCAAGGGGGCGUCCCCACAAAAGAUGAUUCCAACUUGACCGCACAGAUGUAUAGUAACGAGGUUGACGCAUCUUAUUUUUCAUCCAACCGGGAAAAAGCACUGGUAGAUGAUUUUAUCGAUCUGACGAAGUAUCCUGAAAAUAAUCACCAAAGGGGAAUGACAUUGUACAAUUUCUCAGCUACAGCUGAAGACCCCAAUCUGUGGCACACCACACUAUGCAAUGAAGAAGCGAAUAUAGGUGCCCCUAAUAAUGACCCCCAUGGAACCAAAGGUAGAUGUAACCAAACGGGUUCUAACCUGUCCGCCUCAAUUCCGGAGGCCACAAUGAUAAAUUCAUUCCCACGUUUGGAAGUAGCCAACCGAAGCAGCAAGAGAAAAAUGGCUACAACUUCAAUCCACUGGCUCAGUAAAAGAGGCAAAAUGGAUCAGCCACACCAAAUUUGUGGUAUUGAGAACAAACUUCCCAGUGGCGAAAAUGGUGAAGUAACUUCGUACCACUUCAAUAAAAGUGGCAUAAAUUCCACCCUCAAUGAUAGAAACGAGAUUUCCAGAGGGGGACACCCCAUAGCAGAAACACAAGGUAACAGGCCUAGUGCACAACUCAGCCGCAACAACAACACUGCGAUAAGUUUAAACCAAAAAGGCACGGCCUGCAACGUGCUUUAUAUUGACAUUCUAAACGAAUCAGCCUUUAAAUGUAAGGAAAAUCAAAUUAUUAGCAAAGAAAUAAAAACCAGCAAAGUUUUUCAAAAUUUUAAAACCACCCAAGAAAUCUCCUACACCAUAAACUACUUCAACGGGUACAUCUUUUCAAAAAUGGCCAGAUAUAAAUAUUUCCACAAAUGCUUAAUAAGGAUACUGAAGGGGAAAAAGAGGAAAAGGGCAAGAAGAACGCGCACUGCAGAAAAGGCAAACGAAUGUAACGCCUCGGCUUUACUCACUCCAAAACCGGAUAAUCCCAAAAAGAGGAAAUUAUCAUAUAUAGAAGAAAUGAAAAGGAAAUCUUCCCCUAAAAGGGCCCAUAAAGUAGCCUCCAAACGAAGCAGCAAUACAUUAACUGUGAAGGACAUUUUGAAAAAUCUCUACCUAGAUGAAUACCUAAAAAUAAUCAGCGUGGGAUGCAAACUCAAUUACAUCGAAAAUUAUCUCCUACAUGAGAAAAGAAAAAAGAAAAUGAAAGAUUUACCCCCAAUUCUCUUCGAAUUUUUGACAUCCUAUUCUUCACUAAAUUGUAACAAGUACCGCAUGAUCGAAAGUUUUCUCCUAAACAAGAACGAUCAUCCGCAUUUCCUCAAUUCACCAAUCAGCACAUUCGUAACAAAGGGGAAAACAGGGACCCCUAUGACCUCCCUAUCGCUUCACUCAACCGAGGCGGAAACACCCACCCAGAGUGCCACUACAAAUCGAGUACAGAAAAACAUGCGAGCCAGGGAUAAGUCAUAUGAGAAACUAAACAGUGACCAAUUGUCCCAACACGACAUCAACGUUAUCAAAAGCACUGACAAAAUAUGCGUGUUGCUUUUCCUCUACAGAAAGUUAAAAUUUCUGUGCAACAUGAAUUUAGUAAAACUUAAAUUUCAAGACAUGAAUAAAAAUCAUCCUCACAAAUGGAAACCCAUGGUUGGCUCAAAUCCAAAAAACAGGAAACUUAAUUUAUCCUUCCUACAUUUAAAAAAGAACAAUUUGAAGAUUAUUAUCAAGAUAAACGUUAACAUUCAUUUGUUCGCGUCCAAAAAGGGUAGAAAGAAAUUCCGGAUGUACAACAUGUUUCUCUACAACAACUUCGAAGAAUACUACUACAACAUAUAUCUGACCGUCGAACGGUUCAAGAGAUUCCUCGUAGAAAGGCACCUGCAAAAAAGCGCUAGCGAAAAAUUGACCCUACAAGAUAUUCUCAAGAGCUCCAAAAUUAAAAACAAAGGACUGAAGUCUCUCCUGCUGCACAAUGCCUACACUAACCAAUUAUUCCUAACGAGGAAACUCAGGAAUCUGUUCAUAAGCUUAGUUAAAAAAGUGAAAAAAAAAAAUAUUUCAAAUUCGAAGCUAGACGAAAAUUUAACAGCCUACAGGGAAUACAACACAAUCAGAGAAUCAUAUAACGUAUCUAGGAGUAACAUUGAAAAAUACUUUUCCGUCUUUUACGAUUGGUACAGUAAAGAACAAAAUGGGGGUGCAACAAUGACAGAGAAGGACUUGUCCUUUUCAUGCCCCUUCUGCAACAACGCAUAUUUUUUUAAAAACGAUUUGCUCAGCCACAUAUCCAAUGUCCAUCAUGUGAACAGGAAUCUUUCAGACCUCAUUUCCUUCUUUUCAAAUUCUAAGCAAAUGAUACAUAAGAAGCUCAGCGAUUUUUUGAAGAUCAAAAAUAGAGUCAAAGAGAAUGCGAGCAGCUCCCCUCCCUACAUUUUUGACAGCCAUUUCGAUAACCUCAAUCUGGCCAGCGCACCUAGGGGGAAAAAUGCCACAGGUAUAGGAAAACCCCAUGCUCUGCAUUACAUUGACCAAACCGCCAACAUAUGCGGACCCGAAAUUGCACCCCCCUGUGAUGCAUUUGAAAAACAGUUGAAGAAGCUGCCACAGAUGAAUCACCAAAAGAGAGUAGCCAAUUCAUGUAACAGGACUCAUCUGCUGCACCAAGAAUCCACGCAAAUGAAGGGAAGACACACGGAAAUUAUUUCUAAGCGAGAUAAGGCCAACGGUAGACACUGUGAGGAACCUGCCAAUCUUCCCCUAACCAGAUGCAAAAACGAGAAAGUCAAAAACUUAAACAAUUUCAUAGAAAACGUAAAGGUAAAAUAUUCCCUGCGAAUAGUCUACAUUUAUUUCGUAACUGUAAUUGUGAAGCUGGCCAUGUCGCAGAAAUAUUUGGAAAAAGCGAAAAAAAACAGGGAACGUCAAAAUGAGCGACUUCUUCUGGACAAACCGCAUCAAAAUGGGGUAAAUUAUUCCUCAUCGGGAUGGGCAUCAUCGAUCAACGAUAAUUACCGAAUGGAUAGAAACAUCCCACGUGAUAUUUCAAACCGCAGAGAAGUAACCGGGGGAUGCUCCUCAAACGAACGAAAGAAAUUGCACACGAAGAAGGACAAAUUUACGAAAGAGGGAAAGAAAAAAGGGCGAUUAUUCAAUGAAGUCACCACUAAAUACCCAAAUCGUUACGGUAAAAAGAACGAAUUGAAACGCCGUAACAAACAGAGCGUGGCACUAGUACCUUCCCCUUCGGGAAUGCCAGACGAUCCCAAGUGUUUUGCAUCCAUCCAGCUGAAAAAAUUCCAUAUAAUAUACCAUUUAAAAAAUAAGAACAACUCGGAACCGUACAAAAAGAGCAUAUGGAUUAUGGCAAACAAUAUGAUGAUCGGAAAAUUUAAACACAACGUUUGCAUGUAUAUCCAGAAAAAGCUAUUUAUCUAUUUCAAAAAGAACAUUGUUCACUAUUUUUUCAUUCUGUCGAAUGAAAAUUUUGCUAGGUGUAUUCUGAACUACUUUGAAACGCACAUAUACAACUCUACCUACACCAACAUCAAUUAUUACUACGAUAAGUACAUAAAAAAUAUUUUCCACUUUAAAUUUAUUUCGCUUAUAAAUCUGUUAAAAAUUUUUAUAAUAAAUUAUGGGGAUCAGUACGCACUGUACAGGGAAAUUACUAAACCGUUGUAUUUUCAAAAAAUCAAGGACAUAAAAAAUGCCCUAAAAUUUAUAAAAAAGAGAAAUUACAUCGUGGAUACAUCGUAUGUCUUAUCAUACUACAUUGCCAAUGAUCUUGUGUGCGACAAUGUAUAUUCUUAUCUCAUUUAUAAAUCCCUUUUUUACAAAAAGAAAUUAUCGCUAUCUUUGAAGAAAUCUCUUGUGGACAACGUUAUGGAUAUUAUUUAUCUCUAUGGAGUUUACCACUCUAAGAAAAAUUCGGAGAACGUCCAAGCAGGGGCGCUGCACAGAGAGGAGAACAUCCCAAACUGUCACUUAGAGGAAUUACUCUACCACAUCGAUGCAGUGUAUGACGAUGAAGAUGGCAUAAAAAAUGGGCGUCUCCAUUUUGAGAAAUUUCCGAGUGAUACCACGCCGCCGGACGGUUACAAACAUCCCAAGUUCAACGCUCAGCCGAAUUUAUACCCCAUGCUAAACGACUUGAGCAGCCAUACUUAUGAUCACACGGAAUGCCCGAUCCGUUCUCACGACACCUACGACGUCAUGCAAAAUGAUAACUUCACGAACGCAAGUUCUAAUGCAGAAUGCACGAGGCACUACUUUCAGAAGAAGCUAACAAUUUUCGACUUAAAUUACUAUGUUCAUAAUUUCCUUAAGGGGGAAAUGACCCUGUGCGCGUGUAAUAACUACAUACUGGCGGAUGAGGACGCACAGACGAAAGAUGACCCCAUCGGAGGUGAUCCCUACGGGGAAGAUGAUCCCUACCAUUUUGGCAACUUCGAGGAGGAUCACUAUGGGGAUCAUCACUAUGAGGAUGAUCCAUCUGACGACGAUUCUUACGGGGACGAUUCCUACCCUGAAGAGGGAGACUCUUCUCUGCAUGACGACCAACUUAGCGACACGGAAAUGGACACCCACCGACGAGGAAAUAAAAAAAAAUACAGACAAAAAAACCACGCACAAAAGUUCAAACGAACCAGAAAAAAAAAAACGAACAAUUGCACCUCUCACAGUUUUAAAACCAGAAGGGGAAACAAAACAAACAAUGUGGACUACCCAAGCGGAUGUUACAAACAGGAAGAGAAAGCCUUGAGUUAUAUGUCAUCCAGUGCCAACGACUCAGAUAUAUUUGACAACCUUUCAGAUGAUUUCGAAAUUAUCAAACUUCUGGAAAAUGCAGAUGAUGGAAGAAAGAAACUCCUCGGAGGAAUAACCAAGCAUAUAAAAUGUCUAACGAAACAUGUUAGUGAGUACUUUCCCAAUUACUACGUCCUAAACGAUUGUAAAAAAAAAAAAAUGGAAAAAAGAUUGUCCCAAAUUUUCUCCAGGGGUAAAGAUAAAAAUGGUUCCAAACUGAAUAACUCUCUUCGGCACUUAUACUAUCACACCGAUCAGCAAAACAACAGUCUCUUUACUUAUUUUAAAAAAUAUUGCUUACACAUAUACGAGAAUCACAUCAGAGGUGCGAUGGCGACUGGGUCCUUUAAAAAUGCCCUCCUCCUAAACAUUAAUGAAACCAAUCUCGUUAAUUUUGCAAAUCUUUUCGGGAAAUAUGUACAACAAAAUAACUUUCACAACAAGGUCAUUUAUAGUAAGAACAAAUUACUAAUUUAUAAUGUUAGCAAAAAGUCCUUCAUCGAUUUUGAUUGGUAUCCUCAGAAUAUCCAUCUAUAUAAUAUCGCCUAUAUUUCCAAUGCCCCAAAGAGAGUCGACUCUUUGCUGGAAGUCCAAGUCACCAAUAUGAAAAAUAGCGUUUAUUGGCUCCAAAGAGGCAACCACAAAAAGGCAAAAUUGGGGAGAAAAAAAAGGAGCGCCCAUUAUGUUUCGCUUAUGACAAACGAAGGACAACCAUUCCAGCAGAUGUACAAGCACGAAAGCUCAGAAAUUGCACCCACGGGUAGCUACCCCAAAGGAGGAAAGGAAACACCUGUACAAUCACCCCACCGCUAUAACACACGGAAAAAAACUUUUGUAAAAAAAGUGAAGAUUAAAAAAGGAAAAGAAAAAAAGAUGAACACCUUUAAAGAGUCAUUUAUCUUUGUUGCACAAAUUUUAUAUCACGUUUUCUACCUGAGCGAUAUGCUAAAUACAUACAAUGAGUGUACAAAGUACGAGGGUGACACAUCCGAAAAAAAAGAGGGGAAAGCCUCUCCUUCUGGAGGGCUCAACGACAUGUACAGAGACCGAGACAACGAUAAAGCUAAGCAUCAUAAUGUAAUCCGGGAUUGUCAUGCCAUCUGUGCAGAUAGUGCAAAACGUGGAAGUGAUAACCUAAAUGGGGAACUUGGAGAAGCGGACGACGAGGAAGGUCCACUUGGUAACUUUCCGAGUGGAUUCCCCACCAAACUGCCAAUCCAACUGUCGAGCGAACUUCCGAACCACGACAACGAAGAGUAUUACAACGUGAACAAUUUCAAGCUGAACGACCCGAGAGUCAUAAGAACGGUGAAACGGCUUAAUGGACAAAAAGCCAAGAAACGCAACACCACACAGAAAAGGGCUUCGCACAUGAAGACCCCCAGCAAGGACAAAACAAACACCCAAAAGAGCUCCCCCCUUUUUAGCAAAAUAAUACGCAGAAUGAUAUUCAUCCUUUUGUCUGUUAAGAAAAAAAAAAAAGAAGGACGUUUUAUGGAUAGUUUAAAAAAAAUGUAUUUACAAGAAUUUUUAAAAAAUACAACUUAUAGGAAAUACACACAAGUAAAAAAGGAGUAUGAUUUUAUUCUUUUCCUCCUACACAAAUUAAAUCUUAUAAAUAUAUUCCCCCUCAUGAAUACACAUAAGAUAUUUGUACCCCAAUAUCAUAGCGAGAAUAAUGCGUGUAAAAGGAAAAAUGUAUUUUAUGAGCACAACUUCAAGUACCCCUUUUUGAAUAUGAUAAAUUUCCACUUGGCUAAUUUAAAACUGGAGUUUAAGAAGAGCACGGAAGGAGACACAGAGGUCUUCGAGAGGUUCCUACUGCAGAGGGGAAUGCUCCCAAAAGGGGUGCUGCUAAGCCGCCAAAAGAAAGACACAGACGUCGCGGACGAAAAGUACGCGGGCAAGAAGAACAUUGAAGAAAAAUUCAUUUACAACCACAGAAAACUAGUCUAUACUGAUUAUAUAUACAUAAAUUACACAAAUAACAAGACCCUGAGGAAACCGAAUUUCAUUCCAAGACUAAUUGUGCUGUUCAACCUCCCAUGCUACAUCAUCCUUCAUGAUUAUUUUUUCCUCUACCUAUUGGAAUAUUUUUGUAAAAUGAAAGAGACCCUUGAUGAAGAAACGCAAAGCGGAUUUAAAGAGAAUCAUAUCUAUCGAACCAAACUUGGAGAUAAACUACUGUACCUUAUUGAAAAUAAAUCCUACCCCCGCGUUAUAAGAUAUAUAAAAAGGAUUAUUAACAAGGCGUGUAAAUAUUUUGAGCAUAUGCUCUUCUCAUAUAAAAGGAAAAAUGAUGCCCCAUUUUACAAAACCGUUACGCUUUACUACUUUAAUGAUGACUACAUAAAUGUAAAUAGCUUUACUUACAUGAAUGGAAGUAUCAAUGUGAAAUUUAUCUUUUUCUAUAUUUUAAAAGUGUUCUUCUACCUCAAGGCGAAUCCGUUUUCCUCCAUCUUUGACAUAUACAGGAGUACCGAAAUUCUGAGCUUCUGCGACCUGAACUUCCUCCUAAAAGGCAUGUGUCAGGACAGAUUCAUUUCCUUCAAACUGAUGUACAUAUCGAAGAGGAGCGAGAUGUACAAGCUAAACAAAAAUUACAAAAUUGUUAACCACUUCAACAAUUUGGUACUAAACGAAAAAAAAAAGAAGAAACAAAAUAGAGCAUCUUCACCCGCCCCAGGGAAGAGAAAGCCCUGCUACAUAUUUGGUAACAGCACGAGCUCGGGUGAGGACCUUUCCACUGAAGAUAACAUUUUGAAGAAAGGAAAACGAAGGAAAAAUGGAAGAGACCGAGUAAACAGCACGAAUUGGGCGAAUUCCACAACAGAUGAAUGGACAAGCAGCAUCGAGGAUGCCAACUUCAUUCCCGAAAGCGAACGAUACGAAGCCGCCUCCAAUUAUGAUGCUUUCCUUGAAAAAAUGUUGUACAAAAAGGUGAAGCUUUAUUACGUAGCCGAUGAGGGCGUCAUUUUUGAAAAAUACGCCGGCACGUUAUGGGGCUGA